CAACAAAUCAAAGUAAUCAUGAUUCCAUGAAUGAAUCCCUAAAGAUUUUAUUAUGUCAAACUCAUAAAAUGUCAGCACGAUGAAUCACUUUCAGACGAAGAGAAGCUCUCAAUUCACUGAAAUCCUCUGUUUGAACAAUUAUCUGUAAUUUAUGUCAGCCAAUGCAUCAUUCAUCCCCCUAUCAGAUAUACAGGAUUCGCAUGCUCUGUCUAUAGGGGAAAAGAAUCGUCGAGGAGGGACCAAAAAGUUCGAGUGAAGGGACGCAGUAGUCAAACGGGGAAAAGCUGCGAUCCAAACUCGAAAAUUCUGUAUUUUUUACUAGCCACUAGCAAUCACCAUUGGAGAGACUUUUGUUUCUUCGUUUCCCCGAGUCACCGCUGUUGAAUUUCCUAUCGGACCGGGACCAAGACACACAAACACACAGAGUGAUAGAGAGCAAGCGAGAGUCAGGAAUUAGGGUUCUUCUUUUGAAUUCAUAGUUCUGGACUCAUUCUCCGGAAUUUUCUCAACAGCUCUCUCUCUCUAUCUCUCUCUCUCUCUCGCAAUUCAAUGGCGGAUCGCUCGGACUCUUCGCCUCUCAUGUCUCCGCCGCCGAUGGCCAAGCCCAGCGAUAUCGACCUCGAGGCGGGCCCCGGCGAACAAAUUCAAUGCAGAAUUUGCCUCGAAACUGAUGGUAGGGAUUUUAUAGCUCCUUGCAAGUGCAAAGGGACAUCAAAAUAUGUACACCGGGAAUGUUUGGAUCAUUGGCGAGCUGUAAGGGAAGGGUUUGCUUUUUCUCAUUGCACAACCUGCAAGGCCCCUUACCAUUUGAGAGUUCAUGUUGCCGCUGAUAGGAAAUGGCGAACCUUGAAGUUUCGGUUCUUUGUGACUAGAGAUAUAAUAUUUAUAUUUCUGUCUGUGCAGCUUGUGAUUGCUUCACUCACGUAUUUGGUAUAUUUGAUAGAUGGUUACCAGCAGUUCUGGCUUCGUCUUGCUUGGGGUUUCGAUAGUGAGCUUAGUUUCUAUUACAUUUGUGGUGCUCUAUUGUUUUUUGCACUGCUUGGGCUGUCUGGGUGCUUUAUAACUUGCUAUGAUCGAAGGGUUCGCAAUGAUUUGGCUCAGCCUUGUCGAGAAUUAUGUCUUUGUUGCUGUCAUCCAGGACUGUGUGCAGACUGUCACUUACCUGGUACUCUCUGUAUGUGGACUGACUGCACUACAUGCUCCGAAAGUUGCGCUGGGAUGAUAAGUGAAUGUGGUUGCUUAGGAGGUGCUGGUGAAGCAGGGGUACCGUUGUUAUUUAUAAUGGUUUUGAUUGUUCUGGGACUUUUUACUGUGAUUGGAAUAUUCUACAGUGUUUUGGUGGCCACAAUGGUAGGGCAACGAAUUUGGCAGCGGCAUUAUCACAUACUAGCGAAGAGGAUGCUAACAAAGGAAUAUGUGGUUGAGGACAUUGACGGUGAGAUGACAGGAUCUGAUUGGUCUCCCCCGCCCCUCCCGCCGGAGCAUGUUCAGCAGCUGAAAACACUCGGUCUCUUAUGAAAUCAAAGCUUAUAUUUCAUGUUGGCAAGAAUAACAUGACGCAGAGAUAGACUGGCCCUGUAAUACGGUGAAUCAGUCCCUACUUUGGGGGCCUUGGAAUCUUGGCUGACAAAAAGCUUUUAGCAGUUAUUGAGAAAAUCUCAAAGGCUCUGUUCAAUCAGUCUUGUGUAAAACCACCAGUGGAUGAAGAAGUUUCUGAAACUCACUGUUACCAUUAGUAUAUACUAUUACUUUCCCUUCAGUGAGUGUAAGAAAACAGGUAAAUGUACCCACCCAGAAGAGCGAGCAUUCUAAUAGUUCUUUUAUCUUA
Juglans microcarpa x Juglans regia is the source of this 1828-nucleotide messenger RNA. RefSeq lists its product as uncharacterized. Gene Ontology annotation, molecular function: zinc ion binding. The transcript has 7 exons. The record is from RefSeq and is a predicted model, not a curated record. NCBI's taxonomy places the organism in Eukaryota, Viridiplantae, Streptophyta, Magnoliopsida, Fagales, Juglandaceae. The coding region runs from base 550 to 1518 and encodes 322 amino acids.